Zymoseptoria tritici IPO323 is the source of this 4071-nucleotide messenger RNA. RefSeq lists its product as uncharacterized. NCBI's taxonomy places the organism in Eukaryota, Fungi, Ascomycota, Dothideomycetes, Mycosphaerellales, Mycosphaerellaceae. Gene Ontology annotation, molecular function: phosphatidylinositol-4,5-bisphosphate binding. Gene Ontology annotation, cellular component: exocyst; plasma membrane. The record is from RefSeq and is a predicted model, not a curated record. The coding region runs from base 1 to 4071 and encodes 1356 amino acids. The transcript is spliced from 6 exons. Gene Ontology annotation, biological process: exocytosis; Golgi to plasma membrane transport.
AUGUCGCGCGCGGAACGAUUCGAGGAUGAGAAACGAAGAGUGAUCGAGUCCCUAUUCGUGAAGACCGACCAAAAUGGCCAGCUCGCCGAGUCCUACAUCACUCAUAUUCGAAUCGAGGAGGACGCGCAGUACGCCUCAGCUCCACCACCGCCAGACAGUCGCCCAGAGAACAAGAAGGCGAGACUGAUCAUCAUCGCGGUACGGUCAACGGGAAGAGUGCGAAUGCACAAAGCGAGGGAGAACAACAACGGCAGUUUCAGCAUUGGCAAGACGUGGAAUCUGGAGGAGCUAUCAGCGAUAGAGUCCUACGCCGGGACAACACCACCGCAGGAUGAUCGAGAGGCGCAACAAAGAGCUUGGGCAGGGAGUGUGGGUUUCACAGUGACCAUCACGAAGCCGUACUAUUGGCAAGCAGGGACGAGUAAAGAGAAGGACUUUUUCAUUGCGAGUGUGGUCAAAAUUUACCGCAAAUACACCAAAGGACAGGUCCCAGAGCUGCGAGGAUUCGACGAGCGGGAGAGAGCAGCAAUUCUUGGGCAAGCGGCUGGACAGGCCCCUCCACCUGUUGCACAGCAGCAACCUCUUCCGCUCCGAGAAGGGAGUCGAUAUAGACAAAGCCCUGGACCGCCGGCGAGCAUUGGUGAUGUACGGCCGGGCAGCAGGUCGAACAGUAGGCACCCGAAUGACUCUCCUGCUCCUAGAUUUGGGCCUGGCCAUCCACCUCCGAACGGCCCUCGCGUCCCAAAACUGCCUUCUUUUGCUCCCCCGACUACUCAGCCAUUCGCCUCUCCGUUGAGACCCCACAGCCCUGCAUUGAAGCCUGGACUUGAAAACGAUAGGAAGCCGAAUACGCCGCCCACAGCUGCAGUGGACCUGUUUCAGAAUGCCCGACAGCGUUACAUGGAAUAUCAACCCGGUUCGACCCCUCCGCCGCCACAGCUGCUGGCCUCCGCGGACAUGGCCCAAAAUGGAAGACCUAGAACUCCUCCCGCCAGAGCUGCAUCUCCCGCCGUCGAUUUGAUCGAUCGAGCGCAGUCGCCGCGAGAGCCAGGAAGUCCCACAACUCCGGAGCGAUCGAGGAGAAGACCGAUAGUAGACCAGAGGAUUUCCGAGACAGGUAUGCGGCCGGCGCCGCUCACCCACACACGGAACGUUUCUGGCACUGCAAAUGGAAACCCAGAGCCAGACGUCACGCCUUUGCAGGUGCCGAGCAAGACGGAUUCUCCGCCUGUCAUGCCUGGUGCUUUCUCCCCGCCCUUCUCCCCAACCUCCGAGCCAAGCCCGACUUUGAGUCCCUCGGAAGAGAAACGCGAAGAUGACGCGAUGGGAGAGCAGUUCCGUCCAGGUCUCGGUCCUAUGUUCAAGAAGAAGGCACUUGCGGACCGAAUGAAGAAAGCUGCAACAGCUGCGAGUGCUUUCAAGCCAAGGCCCGGUGGUGCCGCUGAGAAGAUCUUGCUUGCAAAACAGGCCGGUGGACCAGAUGGAAUCACCGGAGUCGUUCCUCGGCCUGCUCCUGCUUCACGUCAAGACUCCGAAAGAUCUGAUGUACCGCCACCGGUGGAGGAAGCUGUUGUGCCAGAUACUCGACCCGAAGAACCGCCCACAGUGGAAGUCAGCGCGCCACUGUCUCCGCGCAAAAGGACAGAACGACCGCCUCCUGACGAACCGCUCAAGAUCAAGCACAGAAGUGCUCAGCAUGAGAGGUAUCUGGCCGCGCUCGACAUUGAUCGAUCAUUGCUAGAAGGCAAAGGCUUGGAAUUCGAAUCGAUGCUUGUUGAGUCAGGUUGGGGUAACGAAGUACUUCAACCGAAGCACUUAGCUGCUCUGGAAAAUGACAUCCGCCGGGAGCAAGGUCGCGUGGAGGCAGGAUCCUGGCUGUCGCAUACAGACUCCGCGCGGGAGGAGCGUGUGGCGUAUGUGGACAACCUGCUAGACAAGGCAAUUGCCGAGUGUGACGAGCUGGAAGGUCUUCUGACGCUUUACCACGUUGAGCUGAGCUCGCUGAACGAUGACAUUGCAUUCAUCGAAGCGCAAUCUCAGGGUCUGCAAGUCCAGUCCGCCAACCAGAAGCUUCUACAGAGCGAAUUGCAGAACCUCGUCGAGACGAUGUCGCUGGGUCGGCGUGUCAUGGACCCGAUUCGCUACAACGAUCUCUCACAGCCGCAUUCUGUUGAAGAGGUGGAGAGCAGUCUGGUGCGAUUGUAUCAGGCGAUGCUCACUAUGGAUCCCACCAUGCGCUCGACAAGCCAUUCCAGACCUCGGUCGAGAGGCGGUCUGGGCGAUAGUGAGACUGCGAACAUGACCGCAUUACGCGAGAAGAAGGCGGUCUAUGAUCGCGAGAUCUCCGAUUUUUGCCAGCGAUUCAUGCAAUUCCUCGACGGCAGAUUCGCUGCUUCCACUAACUCGGUCAAGGACCGUGUACUGCGGGCUCCCAGCGGUGUUGGUCUGGCGAAAUUGCAUGAGGAUGCUUUCACUGAGGUGAGGACGGGGCUGUGGAUGUAUGUCCCGCUCAUUCUCUUCACCAAGGAGAUGAAUGCUCCGGCUUGGAAGACGAUGAUGAGAUUGUACUCUACGAGGCUGUCACCUUUGUACAAGGAUGCCUUCUCAGAGAACAUUGCCAACUGGAAACGGACGGCCAGAGCUGCUACUGUUGAUGAUGCGGAAGUGCUGUUCACCACGCAAGAGAAGGAAGAUCCGGCCAGUGGAGGUUUGACAUCCACAGCACGCAAGUUGACCGUCAAAAGAUCGCAGACACUGGCAAAGACGCUCCGUGGCGCUUCUGGUUUGAAUACACCACAGAGCCCAACCGAGCGCCCUGGUGCGUUGACGCGAUCGGCGGCCUUUGCAGCGGCUAUGGACGAGAUGGCGCCUUUGAUCAAUCGGGAGCAGAACUUCUUCGUCGAUUUCUUCCAUGCGACUUCGCUGCGGACAGAAGAUUUCAUCGAUGCCGUGGAAGCUGCCCCUCCCAUCGCGAGAACCGGCACGAACCUGAAAGACUUCAAACCCACCGAACCUGACCAAGACAUCACUCGAGACAUCAGCUCAGCAAUGGACCAGAUGUUCGCCGUCUUCAACGACGAGACUCGCAAAAUGGCAGAAUGGUCCAUGGCCGAAGAUCCAAUCCAAGGCGUCGGCGUCCUCGCCAGUCUCAACAAACACCGCUUCUACCUCCAAGGCAGCAACCAACUUUUCCUCCUCCACCUCAUCGAUCAAAUCUGGGACAAACGACUUCUCCCCGGUUUUGAACGCUUCGUAGCCGACCAAAUCCGCGCCAUCGAAGACACAAAAGUUAAGAUUAAAAAACGCAAGGGCGUCAUCGCCUUCAUGAGGAAAUUUCCCAACUUCUCCGCCGCCGUGGAAACCACCUUCGCCACCGUCGCGGGCCACGACUACGACUCCCUGGCGCCAAGCAUCAUGGAUGUCCGGAACCUGCUUGACGACGCCUACGACCGCAUCAACCGCGCGAUGUUUGAUAGUCUCAAAGUCAUCGCGAAGGAAAGUCCCGUCGCCGGUGUGCCGUCGACGAAACAGCAGCUUGUCGGCAACGUGGAGGAGGCGCAGGAGAAGGAGAUGUUGAACUAUUACAUUCUACUGCUGGAGAAUAUGAAUCACUAUAUCGAGGAGGUGGAUGACGGGAAUCGCGAGGGAGUGUUGGCUGAGUGGAAGGGCAGGGCGUUGAUGGAAAGGUCGGAGGCGAUGGAGGCGUAUGUUACGAGGGUCCUGCGGAGGCCGCUGGGCAAACUAUUGGACUUCCUCGACGCCGCCGAGUCAAUUCUCGCAACCAACCCCUCCCAACCCACCGCCGUCUCCAGCCGCUACGAUGCCCGGAAUGUGCGGCAAGGUAUUGUCGACCUGCGAGAGCGAGUGGACAAGCAUUUCAAAGACGCCGGCGACGAGACGCAGAUCCGAGGUCUGACGGGUUUGAUUUUCAAGGAAUGUGAACGAGUGUAUGAGAAGACGCUGGAGAGAUUGGAGGAGUUGGUUAGGGAGGUGUAUCCGCCUACGGAGGGAGAGAAGAGUGUAGAGAUUGAGUUCUCGAGGGCGGAUGUUCAGGCGGGGUUUAGGAGGUAG